UGAACCUAAGAGCUCUUUCUCUUUUUCCUUUUCUUUUUCUCUUUAGUUCUCAUUUUUGCUUUCUUAUCUUCUUCAGAUUCCUUCCUUCAUCACAGGCAAUCAAAAUACCCUUUUCUUUCUGAAGAAAAGAACACAAAAAAUCAGGGUUUUAUUGAGAAUUGAAUCUUCUUUAAUCCCAGCACUUUUAAAACUUCUUUACUUUAAAACAACUAUAGUAACAACUUGCUAAUAUUAUAGGUUUCAGCUUUGUGUUGAACUUGAGUAUAUGAGAGUUUGUUUCAUAGAAACAUUUUCUGGGGUUUGAGUUUUGAAGUCAUUUAUUCACUACCCAAUUUGGGUCUUCUUGAAUAUAGUAAGAAUGAAAGGGGAUAGAAUGGCAAAAAGAUCCUCUUUUGGAAGCAUAGUGAGAAAGAGGCUAUCAGAUAUAACAAAUUCUCUUCCACAAGCACAACAUAAAUCGCCUAUUGAUGUCGAUAAGUUUUCGCCUGAUGUUUCUUCAAUGACGGACUACAUUAAUCAUCUCGCCAAAGAAAAUGUGGCGUUGGUGAAACUUGUUCAAGACAAAAACAAGAUUAUAGAGUUGAGUGGGAUUGAGAUACAGAAAAUGAGGAUUCAUCUUCAGAAAAUGCAGCUACAGAACUGGAAUCUUGCUCAAUCAAAUAGUCAUAUGUUAGCGGAACUCAAUUUGAACAGGGAAAAGAUGAAAUCACUACAACAUGAGCUUGUUUGCAAAGAAGCAUUACUUAAAUCGAGGAAUUUAGAAGAGGAACAAGAACAAAGGAACCAGUUAAAGAAUAGCUUGCAGGAUGAAGAAGAGUUCAUGGCUGUAGACUCUCAAUUGAACAAACAUAGCAAGCCUAAAAAUGGUAACAGACGCCAACGUGCAACAAGAAGUCAAUCUAUGGGACAUACAACAAGCUCUCAACAAGGUGCAGAGAAAGAAGCAGCAGAAAACAAAAGGCGAUGUUUGAGAAGAAAAUCGACUAAUAAUUCUAAAAUCCAACAAUCAGAACCAGCAGCAGAGGAUUUGUUCGAAUUAGAAGGCCUAGCUGUACCCUUUAACAGUCCAGUUCACGAAGACGAUCUACCAUUGCCUUACUCUAGCAUUGAAGAAGUGAUGAAAGAUGAGAAGGAUUCCUCAGAAAAUGUAGCUCAACUUUCGCGGAGGGCUUCUGUUGGAAGACCAUCGCGUAAGGCAGCUGAGAAAGUUCAGUCCUACAAAGAGAUUCCAGUUAACAUUAAAAUGAGAAGAUGAGCUUUUUAUAGAGCUUUUGAAUAUCAUAACUCCACAUAUGUAAGCUGUGUUUUAUUCUAUGUUAAUCUGUUUUAUGACACUAUUGUAAAAUCUUGUAACUUGGGAAAAUUAGUUAAAUCUUGUAACUUGGGAAAAUAUGGUUAGUUGUUUUAAGAAAAGGAGCACUUUCCUUCCUUC
Messenger RNA from Nicotiana tabacum (common tobacco), 1432 nucleotides. RefSeq lists its product as uncharacterized. Gene Ontology annotation, cellular component: chromosome, centromeric region; nucleus. Gene Ontology annotation, biological process: meiotic sister chromatid segregation; maintenance of meiotic sister chromatid cohesion. The record is from RefSeq and is a predicted model, not a curated record. Lineage: Eukaryota; Viridiplantae; Streptophyta; Magnoliopsida; Solanales; Solanaceae.